AUGGCCAGCGAGGAGCUGGCGUGCAAGCUGCAGCGCCGGCUGCAACGGGUAGAGGCAGAGGAGCCCGAGCCGGCGCCCCUUGCGGCGCCCGCACCGCCCGCGUCCGCGCCAUCGGUCCUGGUGCCGGUCUCCAGCGCCGACGCGGAGCUGAGCGCGCAGCUGAGCCGGCGGCUGCACAUCCAGGAGGGCGCGGCGCGACCCCGCCGUUGCAGGGUCUUCAACCCCUACACUGAGUUCCCCGAAUUCAGCCGCCGCCUCAUCAAGAACCUGGAGAAUAUGUUCAAGCGGUACGAUGCAGGGCGAGAUGGCUACAUUGACCUGAUGGAGUUGAAGCUGAUGAUGGAGAAACUGGGAGCCCCCCAGACCCACCUGGGCCUGAAGAGCAUGAUCAAGGAGGUGGACGAGGACUUUGAUGGCAAGCUCAACCUCCGUGAGUUCCUGCUCAUUUUCCACAAGGCUGCAGCCGGGGAACUUCAGGAAGAUAGUGGGCUGAUGGCACUGGCAAAACUCUCCGAGAUCGAUGUUGCUCUCGAGGGUGUCAAGGGUGCCAAGGACUUCUUUGAAGCCAAGGUCCAAGCCUUGUCAUCUGCCAGUAAGUUUGAAGCUGAGUUAAAGGCUGAGCAAGAUGAGCGGAAGCGGGAGGAAGAGGAGAGGAGGGUCCGUCGUGCAGCAUUUCAGGAGCUCAAGGCAGCUUUCAGUACCUAG
Chrysochloris asiatica (Cape golden mole) is the source of this 705-nucleotide messenger RNA. It is a transcript of the gene EFHD1, whose product is annotated as EF-hand domain family, member D1. Bases 1 to 705 code for a protein of 234 amino acids. Gene Ontology annotation, molecular function: calcium ion sensor activity. NCBI's taxonomy places the organism in Eukaryota, Metazoa, Chordata, Mammalia, Afrosoricida, Chrysochloridae. The record is from RefSeq and is a predicted model, not a curated record. Gene Ontology annotation, cellular component: mitochondrial inner membrane. The transcript has 4 exons.